AUGCCACGACAAGCGCAUGGCAGGUCGGUACUUGCCUCCAAACCUGCGAAGGCCACCAAAAGAAAAGCCACGAGAAAUCGACGAUUGAACGCACUUGAGAUGGCCGAGGAAGAAAACCCGGAGCAAAUAAAAGUCCCCAGACAUCGGUUGGGCCAUGUUGAUGAUGACGAUGACAACGAAGACGCUCAUGCCGAACAUGAUCACGACGGUCCUGCAACAAAGCGACAGAAGACGAACGCAGCCUCCACGAGCGACUCGGAUGAUACAGGAUCUGAUCUAGAAGGAAACCGGUGGCACGUGGGAGUGGACGACGACGAUGAGGACAGUGACAUCGACAGUGAUGAUGCUUUUGGCGAAAGCGAUGAAGAGAAAUUUGCAGACUUUACAUUCCGUGGUACCUCGAGCAUACCCUCUACGCAGAAACGACGACCUGUGAAAAGUUCGCCUUUCCUAGAUGAAGACGCUUCUGACCGGAGCCAAGGUGAAGAUUCGGGGGAAGAUGGCAGUGACGAUGACUUGGGUGAUGACGCUGUUGAUUUAGCUACUGCCUGGGACAUGGACGAUGAAGCUGAAAAGAAAAGCUCGGUGCGCAAGAGAAGUCUGCCAUCAACAAAGAAAGAUGCCAUUUCGGACGAUGAUGACGAUUCCGCCGAGGGCGAGGAUGAUGACGAUGACGACUCUGACAACGAGUCCCAACUGUCCGUCUCUGACGAUGAUGGAGACCAUAACAAGCUCCAAAGCUUUGUGGAAGGAUUGUCAGCACCCGCCAAUACGACUCUAACCAAGCCGGACCGCCCUCGCAAGGGUUUGUCGGAUAAACCGUCACAAUUUGGUCUAGGUGGCUCGAAAUUGACAGCGGCUGAUUUGCUACAAUAUGUCAAAGACCCUCGCCAGCGGCAAACCUUGAAGAUGCUGCAAAAUAGCGAGGCGCAAGGCGCUGAAGCGUACAAGAGUGGCAUUCCGGGUAAACUUGCACCACCAUUGGCUAAGCGACAACAGGAUCGCCUUGAUAGAAGUGCCGCAUAUGAGGAGACUAAAAAGGAGCUCGAUAAAUGGAUUGACACCGUCAAGCAGAACCGACGUGCUGAGCACAUAUCGUUUCCCUUGCAGGACCAAUCCGCCGUCGCAACGGUCAACAGCAAGAGCUUGGCACCCACUUCCCAAUCAAUACCGAUGACAUCCCUCGAAUCCACAAUACAGGCUAUUAUGGAGGAGCAAGGCCUCGCCAUGUCUACCGACAACCACGAACAAGAAUUUGAAGAACUUCAGGAGAAGCAAAUGCCUCUCCAAGAGGUCCAGGCUCGCCGCGCCGAGUUGCGCAAAGAGCGGGACUUGUUAUUCCGUGAGGAGAUCCGUGCUCGGAGAGUCAAGAAGAUAAAGAGCAAAGCCUAUCGUCGAAUCCAUCGCAAAGAACGCGAGAAAGCAGGACUGGAGAACCGAUCGGCUCUGGCAGAGCUUGGUAUGAUUGAUUCAGAAGAAGAACGAGAGCGUAAUGAUCGUCGCAGAGCCGAAGAGCGCAUGGGGGCACGUCACCGAGAGAGCAAAUGGGCGAAAAGUGUCAAAGCAACAGGUCGAGGUGCAUGGGACGAUGAAGCUAGAAAUGCUGUGGGUGAUCUUGCACGCCGGGACGAAGAGCUUCGUCGACGUAUCGAAGGCAAAUCUGGCGAUGCCUCUGGCUCGUCCGAGGACGAAAUUGCGGACUCUGAAGGUCUCUCUGAUUCUGACGAGGAACGCGACCGUCUACGCCACAAGUUCAGCGAGCUUGCAUCCGAGGCGCCUGAUACCACCGAAACUCGGCUCUCCUCGAUGGCCUUCAUGAAGAAGGCGGAGGCGGCAAGGAAGGCUGCCAAUGACGAAGAAAUUAGAAAUGCCCAACGCAUGCUAGGACAGGGCGACGCGGAAGACUCAUAUGGGUCUGAUCUUGAGAACAUCAGCUCCACUGGCAGGCAGAAGUUUGGUUCAAAACCUGCCACAGACACCAUCCUCCCAAAACACACUGUUCAGCGAAGCGAAUUCGAAGAGCGGAACUCCGAAGACGAAGACUUGGCUGGCUUCGACGAUGAACCCAAGCAUGAGGCUAUCUCUACGGCUCCAAUCGAGAAGAAAUCACGCGUGUCCACCAAGAAGUCUGUCUCCUCGAUGCCACCUGUUUCCCAAACCAGUCACGCACGUCUGACGAGUCAAACAAACGGCGAGGCCGUUGUGGCGUCGAAGAUUGACAAGAUGCCAAACCGUCAGGGCCAACCGAUCACAAAACAACUGGUGAAGAAGCCCACUAUUGAAGAAGCAGAGCUAAAUGGUUAUACCAGCUCCUCAGGAUCUGAGGACGAAGACGAAGGCCAGUCAACGCUGGCGCAGGCCAUCUUCGCUGGACCCGAUGAGGUGUCUCAGGAUUUCCGCAAGGAGAAGAAGGAGACAGUUGAGGAGGAAGGGGAUCAAGUUAUUGACAACACUUUACCAGGAUGGGGGAGCUGGACAGGGGAAGGGGUCAGCAAAAAGGCACUGAAAAGGACCAAGGGCAGAUUUACGACAACGAUCAAAGGCGUGGCGGCGGACAAGAGAAAAGACGCCAAAUUGGAACGAGUGAUUAUCAACGAAAAAAGAAUCAAGAAGAACGACAAGUAUCUGGCCCAGGAACUGCCUCAUCCGUUCGAGACGCGACAUCAAUAUGAGCGAUCUCUGCGACUGCCCUUGGGACCGGAGUGGACGACCAAAAACACAUUCCAGGAUGCGACGAAGCCACGAGUGUUGAUGAAACAGGGUGUGAUACGUCCGAUGGCACGUCCACAGGCAUAGAUCAUUGAGAGGGGAGGACGUGGUAUCUUGAUAGAAAGCCCCGUCAUUUGUUGGAGUGUUGCGUGAGUCUUGUGUGGUAACUGAAAGUAUAUCGGACGCACCGAGCCUCCCGAACGGAUACAAUACUAGCAGCAUAAUGGCAUGUUUUGGUAAACAUUGCAAAUCAGAUAUCUUCU
Exophiala mesophila is the source of this 2972-nucleotide messenger RNA. RefSeq lists its product as uncharacterized. Lineage: Eukaryota; Fungi; Ascomycota; Eurotiomycetes; Chaetothyriales; Herpotrichiellaceae. Gene Ontology annotation, cellular component: small-subunit processome; nucleolus. The transcript has a single exon. The record is from RefSeq and is a predicted model, not a curated record. Bases 1 to 2796 code for a protein of 931 amino acids. Gene Ontology annotation, biological process: rRNA processing.